AAGAAGGUUCUCGAGAAGCCGACAAUGUCGGUUCUUUCUACGUUUAGCAAAUACCGGGAGGCCAUUGGACUGCAAGUGGAGUCGUUCUUGAGGAGCAAUUACUUGGUCCUCGUGGGGGCUGCGGCUGUGUUGGUGUGCGCCUUGUUGUGGAGGAUCAUGUUUGGGAUUGCUAACACCUUCGUCGGGAUCUCCGAGGGGAUGGCAAAGUACGGGUUCCUCGCCCUUUCCUCCGCUAUUGUCGCCUUUGCUUAUUCUUAAAUUUUAGUCCGUCCUCUGUAUGUAAAGGCCAUGAUAAGAGCGAGACCUUACGGUUAGGGGGACGGCAUUUGGAUGAGUGUGUCACCAGUAAAUGCUUACCUUUUUGUCAACUGGUAUUGGAGCGCAAGGUUGAUUAUCCAACCAACAAUUAUUAUAAGCAAGGCAAGGACCUUGGAUUUCCUGAUGACUGUGAGUUUGUCAAAUGUCUUUGGUUUUUAAAUUAGCAGCUUCAUUUGCAAUGUGGCAUUCUGCUACAGUGCAGGUUCUGCCGCUGGUCUGGCUUUUAGUUAAGUAAAUGGGGAGUGGUUGUAAGUGGAAUACUGUCUGGCAUAUUAGUCUUUCAAGUAAAUGGGGAAUGGCUGUAAGUGGUUUUUUAUACCACUAUGAAUUGACCAAUCUCCUAAUUGAUUUA
Eucalyptus grandis is the source of this 670-nucleotide messenger RNA. RefSeq lists its product as uncharacterized. Lineage: Eukaryota; Viridiplantae; Streptophyta; Magnoliopsida; Myrtales; Myrtaceae. Gene Ontology annotation, cellular component: intracellular membrane-bounded organelle. Bases 25 to 258 code for a protein of 77 amino acids. The record is from RefSeq and is a predicted model, not a curated record. The transcript is spliced from 2 exons.